AUGGUUCUUGAAACUUCAACCACUAGCACAUUUCUCUCAACCAACUCACAUCUCGAAAACAUGCUCCAAUCACAAUUCAUCGACGCGGCUUCGACAUCAGCCGGUUCUUCAUCAACACCAUCACCAAAUCACACAGAAGAUGAUUCGGAUAAUCAGCAACAACAAAUUAUUGAAAAUGUUAAAGCUGGAGAGGAGGGACAACAACAAUUACAACCACAAAUGCCGUUGGAUUUGAUGAGUCUUGUGAUGGGUGGAAAUGUGGGAGGAGAUUUGGAUUUUUCAAAGAUUCUGCAGGUAAGCUUUGAUGAGAUCUUUAUUUGGUCGGGAAAUUCGGGGAUUUUUUUGAACCGAAGCCUAUAAAACUAUAAAAUUCAAAUUAUGACCAAAAUUUCUGAAAAAAAAUUAAACAUAGUCCGUAAUUUUUGGUGUUCUGAGUCAGUCAUCCGACAAAUCAGACCGAUCCUAUUAAUUUCGGGACACUAUAUCCUUUUUCCAAAAAAUCCCAGGUAUGUGUAAAAAUCUGACCUUGCAAUCAUUCUGUUUUUUUUCGCCUCGCGCCAAAUUGAAUUUCUCUGGCGCCAGUCACAAUUUAAUUAGGUCGGCGGGUUGGGCGCCAGCAAAAAAACCAAUAACCUUUCUCUUACUCUUAUGCCACCACAAAAAAAACAAAAAUGUUCCAGGCUUUGAAUCCACAAUCGACAUCAUCUAUGCUAUCCUCAUUAUUCUCGAAUAACAGUCCUUCGUUGAAACCAGAAAAACCAGAAAAGGUUUAUAAACCGAGAGCGACGCGAAUGAAAGUCUAUGCCGAUGGAUUUUUCAUGACAUUUGAUAAGGAAUCAUCGUGUGGAUUGAAGAAUUUCUGGAGAUGUGAGAGGAAAAAUGAGUGUCCAGCUAGAAUGCACACAAAAGUAAAUGAGUUGACGAUUUUGAAACGGAUACAUCCACAUAAUCAUCCUAUGCCAAGUGCUGCUGAAUUGGCAUUUUAUAAUUUGAAUUUGGAUGAAGUGGUGGCAGAUCAAGUACUUCCAGUUAACGCGAUAUCGAGAUCAAUGUUCAAAUGUCGAAGAUUAUCAAGAAUGUUGCACGAAUCACCACAAGAUCAAUCACUAGUUAUCCCAAAUAUUCCAUCUCCUGGAAACAGCAUCUCUGCGGAAAACCAGGCAAUUAUUGCACAAUUAAAUAGUCGACCAAUUAAACGGGAAUUAUCGGAAGAUUCAGAUGAAAGAGCUUCUUCGCCAAAAAGACAGAAAAUAUCCGAGAUUGAGCAGUUUGUAAUGAAUACACCGAAUUUUAUGGAGAUUUUUGAGAUUUCGAAAAAGUUGUUUGGAUUUAUGAAUCAAAGUUUGCUCAAUAAGAAAUUGUUGGUUUAUGUGGCAAAUGGAGAUGAGGAUGUUUAUCAACCGAUUGAACUUGAAACCAAAACAGAGGUUGGUUUUUUUUUAGAUUUUGAAAAAAAAAUGUAGUCAGAAAAUUCUAAUUGUGGGUUGUGACGUGGAACAAAAAAUGAAAAGUUUAUUUUAAAUUCUUAGCGUGAAAUUUGACGUGGCUUUUUAGCACUUCAUUUUUAAAAAUUUUAUUCGAAAAAUGUUGUUUCUAUCGAAGCGAAAAUAUUCAAAACCUGCUGAAAAUUAUUUAUUAAGAAAACUAAGAAUUUAUUUUUGUAUUCUAUCGUAAACUUAUUUUUUUUCAGCGUUGCCUAGUCAAACAUCUCGAAACUCUAACCUCCGAAACUUGCUCAAAACACGUGCAUCUAGUCGUUUCAUCAUCAAUCAAUGUCGUCAUUCACGAUUCGCUGAUCUCAAGUUGGACACCGGGAAAAUAUUUCAAACUCAGAACGGGAAAUUCGUGGAAAUUGGAACCGGUUAAUAUUUAA
This is a messenger RNA of Caenorhabditis angaria, 1873 nucleotides long. The record is from the annotation of a GenBank genome assembly. Lineage: Eukaryota; Metazoa; Nematoda; Chromadorea; Rhabditida; Rhabditidae.